Pisolithus orientalis is the source of this 1694-nucleotide messenger RNA. RefSeq lists its product as uncharacterized. Lineage: Eukaryota; Fungi; Basidiomycota; Agaricomycetes; Boletales; Pisolithaceae. Bases 63 to 1694 code for a protein of 543 amino acids. The record is from RefSeq and is a predicted model, not a curated record. The transcript has 6 exons.
ACCAUUAGGUUUCUCAAUCUGGCGUUUAUUUUCCCUGUUUCUCUGAUUUUCUGUUCCCAAGGAUGCGUUCGAUGCACCUCCUUGGGUCCAUCUUGUUCCUCUCCUUGCCUAUAGGGAUGGCCAAGGCGUCCCUGUCAGUGGGAACGGCCACCGAAUGCGGUCCUCUGGCCGUCUCCUGGACAGGUGGCCAAAACUUCCUCUGGAUCUUUAUUUUCUCCGUCAACUACUCCUCUACAUGGUACCCCGUACCAUCCUCGGCAUACAGCGGAAACAAAGGAAAUUACACCAUUCCUCAAUUGCCAUUGUCACAAGGGCAGCAGUUCGUGUUGUCAGUGUAUGAUGAAGCCGGGUUCAUUACGGGGAGUACAUCCGAUCUAUUGCAAGUGGAGGGGCCCACCGAUGGCUCUAGCUGCAACACAACCUCAUCCCAGACUUUCUCAUUCGCGUUAGCUCUCCAGCCAUGUGGACCCUACAUCUUCAACGACUAUCAGGGAGCGGUACUGCCUGUUUCUAUUAUGGCAAUUGUUCCUGGGGGAGAGUCUAUCAUCCUUAGUUCGAAUGUGACAACGACGAGCUACAAUUGGACGGCAGAUGUACAAGCCGGGGCUUCGAUUAUAUUUUCGAUGUUGGAUGCUGAUAGCAACUCAGGCGGCUGUUCUCUGCUUCAAGCAGUGGAUGAUACUUCUUGCCUAGACUUCGUCGGCACUACCAACUUCAACGUUUCAGAGGCAGAACUCGCUUCAGGGGAAACAUUCGACGGUGUUUCCUUCGCCUCUGUCCUCCCUUCGCCUCUUACCCUUCCGUUAACCACCUCCGCGUCUACCGGUCGGACUGGUUCUAGCCCUACAUCUACCAGUCAGACUGGUUCUAGCCCUGCAUCUACCAGUCGGACUGGUUCUAGCCCUACAUCUACCAGCCAGACUGGUUCUAACCCUAUGUCUACCACUCACACUGGUUCUGGCUCCCCAACGACCCUUUCUUCUGCUGCUAUCGCUGGAGUGGUGGGUGGAGUUGUGGUUAUACUUUUUGUGUUGGUGAUCUACUGCUUGUGCCUUCGCCGUAGGAAGCGCAAGGACAGUUCCACGUACCCUACUCCUACGACACUUGAUGUGCAUCCUGCACAAAUGGGGAACCUUCAUCACGGCCCGGAUACACCUGUGGCUGCUUACGCAUACCACGUUCUAUAUCAAAGUGACCACGACCAGCCCUUCGUGUCGCCAGGUCGGACUAUGCAGAGUAUUAUCCACCCUUACGCGCAGGAGACCUACACUUUCCACCGUGCCUCGGCCACCCUGCAGCAAGACCCCUUUGCCGACACUACCAAUUGUGAUUUUGCCGUCGAUAAUGAUACAGACAUACCAUUGGGUCCGCCAUCUGCCGGGUCCGCGGUGCGGCACAUACUCGGAAGGGCCAGGGCCCACAGUAAGACAACGCUCAGUACCGCGACCUCUCGUCAGGGACAGACCUUGCCUAUAUCCCGAAGUCCUUUGAUCAAAUUCCCCGCUACCUGCAACCUCACUCCCAUGAUAGUAGUCAUGAUUCACGUCUUACUUGUAUACAGAUUAUCAUUUUGGAUACCACAACUUUGUUUGCAUUCGGAUAAUGAGUCGAGUUUUGGUUCAUCUUCUAGUAAUACUCCAAUCCAUGCUCUCAUUGUUGGAUUUUUCGAUCGGUAUCUCCUGAAGAAGCUCUGA